GGGCUUUCCCUCCCCUGUCUGGGUAUCAAAACGGCGCGAUAACGAUGGUCCGGCAGUGAUCGCUCAUGACGGCGCGUUCCAACGAUUCGGGUUCGGCGCAACUUCGUUAGCGAAUCUUCAUCUGAACGGGUUUUCUGAUAGAUCAUCCUGGACAUUGCACACUUCUGGAAAUCUGAGACGUUCGGCAGUCGGUAAGAAGAGUCAUUCUGCCUGCCUCGGUUACGACAGCUUCACAAAUGCGGUCCAAUAGCUUCUGAUCUCCCUCUCCGUCCUCUGACACGCCGUCCAUCCCGAGGGAGCUCUACACAUGGAUCACACUCUUGUAAGGUCAGGUACAUGAGCUCCGCUACGUUUAGUUGCAACGACACACAUCAAUCCCCAAGCUACCAGCCGAGCUGCCCUACAACUUCUCGGCAUUUUACGUGCCUGGCACCAGGCAGUUCUCAGUCAGUCACAUGGCGCUCGAACUUCACAUAUGGGGCUCGGCUUUCGGCCUGCCAUCCAUAGACCCUGAAUGCCUUGCGGCCCUCUCAUAUCUCGGACAUGCAGUCCCACAAGAAGAUUGGUCACUGGUCGCUAGCAAUGACGCAUCUGUCAGUCCUGAUCAUAUCCUCCCUGCACUCCAUCAUGAAGGUACAUGGACUUCGGGGUACACGAACAUUGUAUCCUAUCUUGGCCAACGGAACCCAGUAUGGUCGAUUGAUGGUACCCUCAGCAAGACCCAGCAGGCUGAUACCCUGGCGUACUCGUCUUACAUUCUAUCUCGAGGAUCAGCUCUCGUUGCAUUCUCUCUCUACGUCUCGCCAAGCGCCUGGGUGGAUCUGACUCGGCCGGCGUACUCGUCGCUCCUACCAUUUCCGCUGACAUGGACAGUUCCACUAAAAAUCCGCUCCGCCGCUAUUGCGAAGACGGAACACCUUGGCUUGAAUCACCUGGCUGCGGAUGUUGACCCUGAAGACGGAUCUUCUGAGUCAAACAAAACCACGGCCCCCAUCACAUCCACGGGCUUCCUCCGGUUGCCCAUCAAGCCCACGGUGAGUGAAAGCAUGGCGCCGGAGCAGCUGGCUGCUAUCCGUUUAAAAAGCAUAAGCGAGGAUUUCUUUUCUGUGCUGGGCGAGGUGCGUGGAGGCAAUAGAUACUUUUUUAGACGAGAUACGCCAUCGUCACUGGAUUUCCUGGCGUUGGGUGUUCUAGAGCUGCUCCGUGUCAAGACACCACAUCCUUUUAUGAAGAACUGUAUGGAGCGAAGCCAAGCCGGGCAGCUUCUGGAAGACUUUCUGCAUCUUAUGCACACCGAGCCGAUCAUAUGGGAAGCUGGAAACCCUGGCCAACAUUUGCCUUGGGCGAGUCCUAGCCCACGGGGAGCGCUCGGUACACUGGGUCAGUUCACAGAAAAUGUUGUCCAAAACGUGCCUGGCAUUGGGGACAUCUGGAGACAGUGGCGUGGAGAAGGUGUGAAGGCUGAAGACCUAAAUCGGGAUCCAGCACAUGUUCUCCUAGCAGUCGGGGGUACGGUGACAGCUCUUGUAGCAGUCGGGGGUGCUAUGUUCUUCCGUUCUUUGCCCCCGUUCGGUGAACCCACACAAUACUUCGAGGCGCCACAAAAUCCAAAGACUGGACUUGACCGAUUUGGAGAGAUAGGGGCCAUGUUCAACAGUCUACCUGAUUUCGAAGCCAAGCCCCGCCAACCGCAAAACCAUAAUGACACAGUGUAUAAGAGCAAUGGUAUCGAGGUAGCAGUUGAUGUUGAGGAGGAAGGGUCUGGACUACAACCCCCUCGCGACGGAAACUCUGCAGAAGUCGGAGUUGAUGUCAAGAUUGGUGAUAACGCCCGUAGAGCUUAGGCAAACCUAAGCCUACAUACUGCAUCGAUCGGCGGAGUGUGACACUCUAUGUUGUGGCAUUCUGCCCUGGGUAUAUUAUUCUCGUGGAAGAUGAAGCGUCGACUGCGAAUCGAAAUGUAAACUAAAAGUGUAUAUUUACCUCUGAGAUACCUUAUAGCCUGUCUGAAUGAUACCACUCUGAUGACUCUU
Messenger RNA from Truncatella angustata, 2033 nucleotides. RefSeq names its product outer mitochondrial membrane transport complex protein-domain-containing protein. The coding region runs from base 456 to 1844 and encodes 462 amino acids. Lineage: Eukaryota; Fungi; Ascomycota; Sordariomycetes; Amphisphaeriales; Sporocadaceae. Gene Ontology annotation, biological process: mitochondrion organization. Gene Ontology annotation, cellular component: SAM complex. The transcript is spliced from 2 exons. The record is from RefSeq and is a predicted model, not a curated record.